AUGCAUCACCGUCAUCCCAACAAUCGAAGCAACAGGAGGGCCUUGCGAGUCUUCCAAGCCAACGUGGGCAAGAUCCCUCCGGCGCAUGACACUGCGCUCGCGCUGGCUGAUUCGGAGCGAUACGACAUUAUCCUGCUGCAGGAACCAUGGACAGGACUUAAAGACGGCCGAUGCCUCACCAAGACGCAUCCGGCCUACGACACAUUCUCACCCGUCACCGACUGGGACGGCCGCGACACUCGUCCGAGAGUCAUGACAUACGUCCGGCGCUCCGCAGGCCUCGUCGCUGAUCAAAAGAGACCUCCGGACUACGACGCGGCUUUGGAAAUACUGCUUGGCUGGUGCGCGACGGAUAAAUGCCUUGUAUCUGGCGACUUCAACGCCAAGCAUCCCAGCUGGCAGGCCGGUCGACAAGAGCACCGCGGUGAAGACAUCGCGUUCUGGGCCAUGGAUAACCGACUCAGCUUAUUGAAUGCUGUCGAUGUCCCGACUAACGCGCGCGGCAGCACGAUCGAUCUCGCCUUCUCCAAUAUACCUUUGGCGGACGCGUCAAGCCCUAGCACCCUUCCAUUAUGCAAGAUCCGCCUCAACUCCGAUGAGGAAUUGAAGCGAUUUGUCGAGCUGGUAGAAGCCGGUGCAGCUUUCAUCCCGACUACAACCUCAACUCCUCCGAGCUGGACAACUUUGCGUCGGCGCUGGUGGACCUUCUUGGUUGUGCAGCGAGAGCUGCGGGCCGACCGUCCCUUUGCCGACGGCGACUCCGUCUUUCGGGCGGUCCGCUGGCUAAUUAAAAUCCUCAGGGCCGUGCCAGGCACCUCCCAAGUAGACGGCCGAGUGUACGAGACGCAGCUGGAGAAAGCCACCGCCUUGCGGCGAGCAACCCUGGAGCGGCGCACAGCGAGCGACGACAUCCCAGACCCGUGGAUUCCCGUGAACACGGAUAAGAUGAUUCCCUUUCCCAAUCAGGUCUCCUUCGAGGAGGCUCGCGACGCCACUCUACGCACCGGGAACACAUCUCCAGGCUCGGAUAACAUCACGUGCGGUCUGCCGCAGGGGUCGCCCGUCUCGCCGAUCCUCUUCCUGUUGUACACGGAGCCGAUAUAUCGCCUAGGUCACUCUCAGGGACGCUUCGGUUACGCGGACGACACUGCCAUUCUAUGCGUCGGUAAUAGCCUUGAUGAAACGACCGCCGAAGCAUCUCACCAUACAGAAGUGAUGCACUUCUCUCGAACGAAGCCCAAGACGGCGCCGCCGGUGCUCCACGGCGACUCUCUCUCUUUCAAGACACACGUCGAGAAAUGGACGGCCAAGGCGCAAGCUGUUGCCUUUCAUCUUAGGAGACUGACGAACACGAAACAUGGCCCUCUGCCGAGUGCUAUGCGACGAGCCGUCUGCGCUUGCGUCAUCCCCGUGCUACUGUACGCGGCGGAGGCCUGGUACCCUGGGCCGAAAAGCCCGCGCUGGACGAAGCCUUCCAAGGAGGGGCCGUCGGGGAUUGGCAACCUCGUCAAGAAGAUGAGCAAGGCACUCUACACGUCUCUUCGGGCUAUUCUGCCAGUGUGGAGGACGACACCGACGAACGUGCUGCACAGGAGGCGGGAAUACCGCCCGUUCCUCUACUCCUCGAAGGGCGUCGGACGGCCUUUGCUGCGCGCCUUAAAGCUCUCGACGAAGCUCACCCGCUCGUCCAGCGCACGUCGCGACCAAAAGCUCCCGUCGUGA
This is a messenger RNA of Hirsutella rhossiliensis, 1722 nucleotides long. Its product is annotated as endonuclease-reverse transcriptase domain-containing protein. The record is from RefSeq and is a predicted model, not a curated record. The coding region runs from base 1 to 1722 and encodes 573 amino acids. NCBI's taxonomy places the organism in Eukaryota, Fungi, Ascomycota, Sordariomycetes, Hypocreales, Ophiocordycipitaceae. Gene Ontology annotation, molecular function: catalytic activity. The transcript is spliced from 7 exons.